GAUCAGCAUGCAGCAGAUCUACAGACAGAGCGACAAACAGAUCGAGGUUUAUACCACCGUCUUCUCCCCGCAAGUGUGCAGAUCGAGGACGAGGACGAGACAUGUGGAGGCAGAGAAGGUGGUGGUGGCAGUGAUGCAGUACCAGUCCCGCUGGCCAAAGGAGCUGGACCUGAACCAGGGAAAUCUGAUCCAGGUUCUGUUUAAAGAGGACGAGACCUGGUGGUUCGGACGGCUGACAAACGGAAACGAGGGUUACUUCCCUGCAGCCUGCGUGGAGCCGCUCCAGGGCAGAGAUUCAUCCAGAGCCACGACCACGCUGGUGAGGAGGGGGUCCGUACCGGUCGUUGUGACGGCAGCAGGCGCCCCCUGUGGUUGCACCAGCGGUCGCAGCACUCCAAAGCUACUGAGGAGAGACAGCGUCCGCCGGCCGCCGGGACCGGACGGGCCCUCGGCGGCACCGGGGCCCUCGGCGGCUCCUCCUCACAGCUCCCCCGGCCUCCUCCACCGAGUCCUGUCCAAGUCCAGGAGGAAGAGCUGCCCCCACCUUCCACACCCUCCUCUGGAGAACGGCUCUGUCAACACCGCCUUCCAGCCGGACUAGACUGCAAACUGCUGAUCUGCAACCAGCAAAGUCUUAGUCUCUUGAUCUUUAUGUAUCUUAAAUUAUUUACUGACCUCACAGAAACGAAUCACACUGAAGAUGAAACCAUGUGAUCACGAAACCUCAGGUUUGACCUGCAGGUCCCCACAAUCCAGUCCCAGUUGUUGAAUUGAAGUCCCUAAGAUCACAUCCCAGAGGAGUCUCAUGUGUUCACUAAGACUUUGAUCAAGUUACCAGCUCAAAUCCAAGUAACUGAGAUAAUUCCCAAUAAACCUCGCUGAGGUCCUGUCUGUCAUGUUGAGGUCAAGUCCAAGUUCCUCAGGUGACGCAGGUUGAGUCUGAUGAGGACGAGUCAGAUGAGUCAAAACCAGGUUUCUGAUCUGACAAAAACAAACCUUCAGGACGUUGAACUGUGAUGUCUUCAGAGCAGCUUUACCAUCACAGCGACGACCUUUGACCUUUGAAGUCAUCAAGAAGAUCGAGAUCUCAAGAGGAAACUCAAGUCCCUGAAACUGCAGUCUGCGUCUCCUCUGCUGCUGAUCUGAGCUGGUCUUUGGGUCACAGAAGUCGGGCGCCGUGUGAACGGGCUGCAGGUGUGAAACUGAUGUUUGAAAGGAUUUAUGAUGAAAUUAAAGGUCCAAAGUAUUCUAACUGAAACUCAGCAGCGAGUUAAGAACAGCUGCAUUUAUUAGACAUCACAUCAGAAAACAGACAAUCCAGAAGACUAAAAUAACUAAAUAAAUAAUGAAGAAAACUCCUCAGACGUUUGUUUCAGCCUUUAAAAGCAUCACAGUUCUGUUCUGAGCAGAUUCACGACCUUCAACAUGUGAAACAGAAGAAUAAACUAAUGUUUCCUGGAUUCAUUCACAGUAAAUCCCAAUCAGUGCUCAGUGUCAUCCUGUUACACACAUUCAAUUAACUCUACUGUGAUAUUUGAGGUUCACUUUGUUUAAAAAAUGAAAAAUGUAAAAAGAAAAUUCAGAAAGUUUGAAUCAGACUUUGAGUUUUGCUCAGUUUUAAAUAUAAAGUGUCUUUGUGUGAAAAACAAGAGCAUAAAAGUACAGAAAUGUUCAAACACACACAGAACAAUUAAAAAUCUGUCAUUUCUAUACAUUUAAAAACAGAACAUUUAUAAAGUCGUUCUGUAUUUUCACUAA
This is a messenger RNA of Chelmon rostratus (copperband butterflyfish), 1758 nucleotides long. RefSeq lists its product as uncharacterized. The transcript has 5 exons. The coding region runs from base 8 to 601 and encodes 197 amino acids. The record is from RefSeq and is a predicted model, not a curated record. Gene Ontology annotation, molecular function: protein binding. NCBI's taxonomy places the organism in Eukaryota, Metazoa, Chordata, Actinopteri, Chaetodontiformes, Chaetodontidae.